Hyla sarda is the source of this 4676-nucleotide messenger RNA. RefSeq lists its product as uncharacterized. The transcript is spliced from 2 exons. The record is from RefSeq and is a predicted model, not a curated record. The coding region runs from base 3468 to 4244 and encodes 258 amino acids. NCBI's taxonomy places the organism in Eukaryota, Metazoa, Chordata, Amphibia, Anura, Hylidae.
GGCACCCUGGUUGGGAAACACUGCUCUGCAGUGUGCAUACAGACUAAGUACAGGGUAGGGACAGCAGCCUGUGUCUCUCUGCACUAAAAAGUCAAUGCUGAGAACCAGGGGCAGUGGGAGCAAUUAUAGAGGCAGUGAUUAAGAUGAAUGUCAGGGGCGGGGGCACAGAGCAGGGAGUGCAGUGAGAUGAUACAAUGUAUAAGAUAACGUGUGGUGAGGGGCAGGGAGAACACAAAGCAGGGGGGAGGGGGAGGUGACUGGCCUCUGUUAUAUGAGAGGCAUGUGCAGGCUUGUAGCUCACAGGCUGGGAGUCCUGAGCUGAGAGCACUGAACUUCCGGUGGAAGGACCAGAGCCCUUCAGCAUUAGUCCUAAAAGCUGUACACUUACUAUGAAAAGCAUAGGAUGCUGCUUGCAGACCAGGCAUAGAAGAGUGACCCCUAGUGGCCAAAAGUAUAAAAUGAAAAACUGGUAUAAAUAUUAAUAUUUUUUAAUGAAGAUAUAUUACAAUAUCUCAUCAUUAAUGAUUAUGAACAACAUAUUAAAAGUUUUUGUUGAUGACAGGUGCUCUUUAAGUUCCUUGUCUGCCUGAAUGAUGUGCCAGUUUUUCCUGAAGACUUUUUUUAUUAUCUUUUUUAAUUAUCUCCGACAUUGGGCUAUACUCAAAUGGCCUUUUUUUUGCAUUCCUGUUGUCUGCCUUCUUUGCAUGCACGUUGAUAGCCAUUGUAUAUAAUCUGUUCCUCAUACCCUCGAGCUCUCUAUCGGUUCAUAAGGCCACACGAUUGUUCUAAGAAGGAGCUAUACUCAGAGACUUAAGACACGGAAAUGUCUCCUCCUACUAUACCCUGAUGAUGCGUCACAUGACGUGAAACCAGCGCUUAUUGGAGUGCGCUCACACCUUGCCUAUGUAACUUGUGUGCCACAAUAAAGAGUUUUUAAGUGCAUCGGAUACCUCGAGUGCUGUGGUCUCUUCUACCUAUUUGAUGACAAGCUGUUACUGACAACCACUCACAGAGCAUCGUUUUCCAGCACGUACUGUGAGUAGUCAUCUCCUGGCCGUUAAGUAGGUGGUGCCGAUCCCAACAUUCCUCUUUUCACGUAUUAUAUACAGAAUGUCUCUGGAUUAGAGCACAACUGCCCCAAACUAUGGAAGAGGCAAGUAGCAUGGAUACAACAGCGGAACAGGAGAUUGACUCAUACAGCAUAGCGGCCAUUGAAGCAGGACGGGAGGAUGUGAACAUGUUCUUUGCCAAAUGCAACCUGCAAGAUGAAUGUAAAGUCCUGAGCAGCAGAGCCUUGGAGAAUAAGGUAUUAACGGCUUCUGAAAAAGAUGUUACAUUGUAUUGGACUUAACACCUUAAAAUCCUUAAAAAUGUGGAAUGUAAUCGCUCACCAAGGGGCCUCAGAGUUUACAAAGAGGUCUCACAAUUUCAUGAGGACAAAAUAUUCAAGGCCAAAUGGCAACAAGCGAACCUGAAACACGCUAUGAAUUUAACACUAUUCUGCAUCGAUCAACCUUGGAAUAUACUAUGGUGCAAUCCACCUUGGAACAGAAUUGAGAAGCAGGAAGACUGAAGCCCAAUGGACUGCUUUCCAACACAAAGUAGAAAUACGUCUAGUCCCUAUCCAAAAUGGGAUAAAAGAAAGGAAAAAGGGACAAAUUCUUAAGGGACAAAUUGGACUUUGACCUAGAUCAAGUUUUUUCUUGGAAACAACAAUCCCAGCAGAAACAGACGCCCGAGAUACAAUUAUUGGAAGGGCAAGAGUCAAGUGUCCAAAAACGGAUAUUGGACGACCGAUUCUGGAUCGGACUCAAGUAACAUCGAGGACUAGAGAUGAGCUAAGUUAAAGUGAUUCGAUUCGUCACGAACUUCUUGGCUCAGCAGUUGUUGACUUUAGCCUCCAUAAAUUAGUUCAGCUGUCAGGUGCUCCGGUGCGCUGGAAAAGAUGCAUAAAGUCCUAGGAGAGUCUGAACUAAUUUAUGCAGGCUAAAGUCAGCAACUGCCAAGCCAAGAAGUUAGUGACAAAUUGAAUCACUGCAACUUCACUCAUCUCUACCGAGGACUAUCUGAUGGAAUCGAGUUCCAAAUACUAAGAUGGGAGGUGCUGGUUCCUCACUGUCACCUGCCACACCAAGGGGGGCACAGAAAAAAAUCAAAUACCCCAGGGGACUGGAGCCAAGCGGAAACAGGUCUCUUGGUGGUCAUAAGAGAUGCUGUACCCAAAGACUCCAGGAUAGGUAAAAGUAACUAACAUUGUGAACUUAUCAAAAACAUUCAUAUAUCUGAUUAUUGCAUGUUACUUUUGUCUAAAGGUCUAAACUACUGCUUUAACAAUACGUAUGAUGAGGUACGUUUUCAUAUAGAUUUGGCCAAAUCUUUGCGAAAGUUAAAUCUGUAUAAGAUUUUUAAACAUAAAUCUAUGUAAUAAAAUCUAUGUAAUAAACCCUGACAGGGGAAACCGUGGUGGACAUUGGUCCAUUAGGUUUCCUACACAAUGAGCAAUACUCAGAAGCAGAUCGCAAAAUAGUCACAGAGUUAUUUGAAUUGCUAAAUGAAGGCUGUGAAUAUGCCGAGAACACGGAUGAAACAUUUACAGGUGGAGUUAAAUCCCGGUACUUUCCCCCCUUUAUCCCCAGGCUCCAGUUUAGAAAUCUUCAAUGAAGUAGUACUGUCAGAAAUUAAAAGCUUGUAAGCAAUCUUACAUCUGCAGAAAAAAGGAGAUUUUUUAUUUACUUACCGUAAAAUCUCUUUCUCGAAGGAUCCAUUGGAGGACACAGACCAUGGGUGUAUGCUGCUGUCUCUAGGAGCCGAUAGAGAAAAAAGCACUGCAGUGGCUUAGGAAUCAUGACAAACUCAUAGUGAAGCCUGCAGAUAAAGGGGGCAAUAUCGUGAUUCUAAAUAAGAGAGUGGUUACAUCCAGGAGGAUCACCGACAACUUGGAGAUAUGGAGACAUACACAAAAUUGGAUGAAGAUCCUACAAGAACAUAUUCCACCAGAUUACAAUCACUACUAAGGAAAGGAGUUGAAAGGAACAUAAUAACAAAGAUAAAGAUGGCAGAAAAAUUUUACCCAACAAAUCCCCAAAAACCAUAUUGGUACCAUGUACCUAAAAUACAUAAAGUCUGUGAUAAGCCCCCGGGGAGAACCAUUGUGGCGGGCAGGGGCUCCCUCACGGAACCCCUGUCGAGCUACCUAGAUUGGUACCUCUGACCAUUGCUAAAGUCUGUUCCCUCCUACUUGGAGGAUACUAAAUCACUUCUACAGAUGGUGGAAGAUCUUGAAUGGCAUCAACCGUGGAUGUCGUCAGUCUGUAUACCCGGAUUCGCCAUCAAGAUGGGUUCAGAGAAUUUAGGUCCCUAUUGGAGAGAUUAGAUAAGAGUCAAGAAUGUACUGAUUUUAUCUGUGAAGCCUUACUUUUUGUUCUUGAGCAUAAUGCCUUUCAAUUUGGAGAAACCUGGUACGCCUAAUGAACUGGGACGACGAUGGCAGUGGCACCAACUUUUUCUAUUCUUUUCCUGGCCAUUUGGGAAGAACAUUAUAUUUACAACCCAAACAAUGCAUAUCGACAUCUGUUACAACAUUGGACCUGAUAUUUGGAGGAUUGUUUGAUAGUGUGGGGGGUACACAAUCAGAGCUCAAUGAAUUUUGUGGUUACAUCAAUCACAAUGAUGUGAACAUGCAAUUCACUGCCAAUUAUGGGAAAUCAAUGGUGGAAUUCCUGGAUGUGACCAUACAUGAAAGUACAGAGGGAUUAAAGGUAAAGGGAUACAGGAAGCCAACCUCAACAAAUUCCCUAUUACACUUUAACAGCUUCCACCCCAAUCAUGUCUGUAGAUCUCUACCUUAUGGACAAUUCCUAAGAAUCCGUAGGAAUAACUCUGAGUAUAGCUCCUUCUUAGAACAAUCAUGUGGCCUUAUGGACCGAUUGAGAGAUCAAGGGUAUGAGGAACAGAUAAUAUACAACUGCUUUCAACGUGCAUGCAAAGACGACAGAAAACAACUCCUCUUUAGGAAACGCAAAUACACUAAAACUAGAACACAGAACAGACGUGCCAUGUUUUCAUUUGAGUAUAGCCCAAUGUCAGAGAUAAUGAAAAAAGUCAGGAAAAACUGGCACAUCCUUCAGGCAGACAAGGAACUUACAGGUAUAUCCUCUGAACCUCCCCUAAUAUCUAUCUGCAGAACGAGGAAUCUGCGGGACGUAUUGGUGAAAGGCCAGCUGGCAACACGCAGGGAGAACUGAAUCCAGAGAGGGUUGCCAAAAGAUAAUCACAGAUGCAAACAUUGUGCCUAUUGUGAAUCAUUGGAAACCUCACGUACCAUCCAGCUAGGAUGCACAAACCAUGUGGUCACGGACUUAAAGGACAUCUGCAGCGGCAUUACACUUAUCCCCUAUCCUGUGGAUAGGGGAUAAGAGUUUGAUCGUGGGGGGUCCGACCGCUGGGACCCCCCCCCCAUCUUGCUAACGGGGCGCUGCCAUAAGCCACGCCACGCCCCCUGCACGGGAGAGCCGCGGCCCCAGCGUUCGGACCCCCCACGAUCAAACACUUAUCCCCUAUCUUGAGGAUAGGGGAUAAGUGUUUGUAACGCUGCAGAUGUCCUUUAAUCACUUCAGACUACGUGUUUUAUGCAUUAUUGUGUUCAUGCAAUCACUUCUACAUUUGUGAAACGAUAC